AUGGAGAGGCUGCUGCAGGAGCUCAGCUCAGCUUCCAAGCUCUUAAUUGACUAUAAGGAGAUGUAUGAGUAUGAGAACCGUCUGAAAACCUUCACCAAGUGGCCCUUCCAGGAAAACUGCAGGUGCUCUCCAGAGAAUAUGGCAAAGGCUGGCUUCAUCCACUGCCCAACUGCAAGUGAACCAGAUAUAGCAAAAUGUUUCUUUUGCUUGUUAGAACUGGUGGGCUGGGAACCAAAUGAUGACCCAUGGGAGGAACACACCAAACGUCACACCUGUGACUUCUUAGCCCUUCCCAAGCACUUUGGUGAUCUGACAAUGGAGGAGUACUACAUGCUGGAGCUGACACGGCUGAAGACCUUCAUUCGCAAAGUUGGCAACCGCACAAUAAACGCUUUUGAAGAAGAAGUCGCGGCGACGAGGCAGAGGCUGCAGAAUUACUUCGGCUCCGGAGCCUCGCUGCCGGCACUGCCGCCUGCCGAGGAUGAGCCUGCAGCCCAGGAGCCGGGAGGCUCAGCUGCCGGCCCCACGGAGCCCAGGACAAGUGAGCUGUGACCUCUGGCUCUACAAGGGUCUCUUACUUUGGUGCAAACAUCCCUGUCUUUGUCUGAGUGCCAAUCCAAAGCUGAGCAGGUGUGUGAGGAAGUGUGUGUAGAGAAGUGCUCCUGGAUCAGGAGUGAGCACAGCCAGGGAUGGGCUGGCUCUCACCGUGUGCUUCCUUGUUAUUGCUGGGUGUGGAGAUAAGAGUACUUCCACUGCCCUGCC
Messenger RNA from Melospiza melodia melodia, 762 nucleotides. Its product is annotated as baculoviral IAP repeat-containing protein 5.1-like. The record is from RefSeq and is a predicted model, not a curated record. Bases 1 to 552 code for a protein of 183 amino acids. The transcript has 4 exons. Lineage: Eukaryota; Metazoa; Chordata; Aves; Passeriformes; Passerellidae.